Exophiala aquamarina CBS 119918 is the source of this 1269-nucleotide messenger RNA. RefSeq lists its product as uncharacterized. The record is from RefSeq and is a predicted model, not a curated record. Bases 1 to 1269 code for a protein of 422 amino acids. The transcript is spliced from 2 exons. Lineage: Eukaryota; Fungi; Ascomycota; Eurotiomycetes; Chaetothyriales; Herpotrichiellaceae.
AUGGCCGGCUCUAAAGAAAAUGCCUAUCGCCAGUUCCUCCCAGAUCUAAGUAUUCCUCGAUUUACUACAAUGGCGACUCAGGAUGCUCACGUCUAUGCAAACGCGUUUAAAGAGGGGGGGAAUCCCCCGUGGAUUUACGCACUUUAUCAACACUGGAAGGAACUACUGAAAGUACCUUACAAAGGUGUUACAAAUGAUGGGCAUAUCAAAAGAGACUUAUUCACACUCCAGGAUGAGGGAAUUGAGAUCGACAAGAUCGUAGAAACCACACAAGCUGCACUGUCUCAGUUAGCACCAGCACAACUGUCCAAGUUGUCCUACCAUAUCGACUCGCCGGAGUGGCGAACGUGGUCCAACCCUGAAUUUCUACUCAGUCAUAAAGGCGUCCGGCUGGACGAAUUGUCGGCAGAAGCGAGGGAUGGGAUCCUGGCGAUUCUCCGCGCAACACUCUCACCCGAAGGUUAUGAGAAAGCCAUCUCUGCGAUGCGCAUCAACGGAUUCCUAGGCGACCUUGUGAAAUCUCCGGCCGUCAUGAACGAGUUCUCCUACAAUUUCGUGCUUUUUGGCGAACCGUCGAGCACGGAAGCUUGGGGCUUCAGCUUCUACGGCCACCAUUUAUGCCUGAAUAUUUUCUUCUACAAGUCCCAGAUCGUCAUAUCGCCGUGGUUCACCGGCGCCGAGCCGAACAUCAUCGACGAGGGACCGUACGCUGGCACCAAGAUCCUGCAGGUGGAGGACAAAGCAGGCUUGGAACUGAUGCAGUCGCUAGCUCCAGAGCAACAAUCCAAGGCUCAGGUCUACAAAGAGCUGAAAGACCCAGCCAUGCCCAAGGGACGAUGGAACCACGACGACCAACGGCAUAUGUGCGGCGCUUACCGAGACAACCGAGUGGUCCCGUACGAAGGCGUUCUCGUGAGCACGUUCAACGCUUCACAGCAGGCGCUCGUAAAGACCAUCUUGAACGAAUAUCUGCUGUACCUUCCGCAGUCAGCCCGUGACGUGCGUCUCAAGCAGAUGGAGUCGUUCUACCCAGAGACCUACUUUAGCUGGAUUGGCGGGUUUACCGACCAAGACGCCUUCUACUACCGGAUCCAAAGCCCCGUCGUUAUUGUCGAGUUCGACCACCACUCCGGUGUCUUUCUCACCAACAAGGAACCAGCGCGCUUUCAUAUCCACACUCUCCUAAGGACGCCUAAUGCUGGUGAUUAUGGAAUGGCCUUGCGCCAGUUGAUUCCUCCAAAGGAAGACACUUUUGUCUGGGAGGGAUAA